AUGUCUUCUUUGACUGCAAAUGCUAUAGCCUGCCCAGCUACGUUGCCAAUAGUGAGAACAGAGGUUAAAUCCAGAAAGCAAAUCGGGCAUAUUGGAUUUUGUCCAUUAGACUUCAAUCCACUUGUCACACAGUUUCAACCCUUUGAUAGAAGAAGACCCAUGUCACGUACUAUUGGAUUGGAGCCUGCUUCUAUAAUAUGUGCUGCUGCUUUGAAUGCAAGAUGUGGUGCAGAGCAAACCCAAACGGUUACACGACAGUCAUCAACCAUUACUGUUGCUCCUAUUCAAGGUGCUCUCUUCUUGCUUCUAUUACUGACUCGUGUAACUUCACUUGUGCUGCGGUUGAAAUCUGUUGGGAAGGAAAAGUCUCCGGAACUUGAUGAUGGUGGAACUGGUUUUCCACCCCGUGAUGAUGAUGGCGGAGGUGGUGGAGGUGGUGGCGGAGGUGGUUGGUCAGGUGGGUUCUUCUUUUUUGGCUUUCUCGCUUUCCUAGGUUUCUUGAAGGAUCAAGAAAGUGAAGGGCCUUACAGGGAUGAGAGAAAAGAUGAGAGGAUUGUUUUGAAAUUGGGUCUGGAUUUUUCAGGUUGUCUCAGUUGUCGUGGUCGAUGA
This is a messenger RNA of Ilex paraguariensis (yerba mate), 609 nucleotides long. The record is from the annotation of a GenBank genome assembly. Lineage: Eukaryota; Viridiplantae; Streptophyta; Magnoliopsida; Aquifoliales; Aquifoliaceae.